GCGUUGGAUCAUGCCCGGCCUCAUGCCUGGCCAUUGGAGUAUUGGUUCAACUGGAAUGGCGUGUUCGAUCUUGUUAAUCAAAAGUUCGAGAGCUUUGCUCUUGGUCGUCGGGACGACGGUAGGAUAUGCUCCGAGACGCAUCCCUCUUUCUGGUUCCUUCCUAUGACCUGGGAUAUUUCUAAGCUACACGACAGACAUAUAGAGAAGAAAAAGGCUUGGAAACGGGAGCGCCUACUUCCGGGAUCAGAGCAUUGGAAGUUGCCAAAGAGAGCAAUCAGGAACCCUCAACAUCCUGCUGAUCAUAAUAUUGCCCGCACCAACAGAUUUCAAGCUUUGCUAUCGGACGAGGAGGAGGAUGAUGUCGAGGAAGAUUAGAAGGAGAAAGUGCAACAAGAAGGAAGGAUGGAUGGUCAAAAACAACAAAACGAC
Messenger RNA from Linum tenue, 429 nucleotides. NCBI's taxonomy places the organism in Eukaryota, Viridiplantae, Streptophyta, Magnoliopsida, Malpighiales, Linaceae. The record is from the annotation of a GenBank genome assembly.